AUGCCGAGAACAGCUGAUCAUCUCACUUUAAAUUGGGUUCCAGGUCAACCGAGAAAUCCUGAAGCAUAUGUUCUCAAAGAUCCGGAAACUCGAUAUCGCCAGCGAUACCUUGAUAUGAGGUUGACUGUGGAGGUUCGCCAGGUACUCAGCGCCAGAGUUAAGAUCGUCGACUACAUCCGAAGUUUCCUGAAAAAUAAAAAAUUCGAAGAGUUUGAGACACCUAUGAUGAACACGAAUGCUGGUGGAGCAAUUGCGCGACCAUUUGUGACACAUCACAACGAUCUUAAUAUGCCGCUACACAUGUGUAUUGCUCCUGAACUCUUACUUAAGCAACUUGUUAUCGGUGGAGAUGAACGUGUUUUUGAGAUAGGAAGACAAUUCAGAAACGAGGGUAUUGACACGACCCACAAUCCAGAGUUCACCACUUGCGAGUUCUAUAUGGCUUUAGCAGACUACUAUGACUUGAUGGAAAUGACUGAGGAUAUAUUGAGUGGUUUGGUCAAGGAAUUAACAGGUGGUUACAAAAUCAAGUAUCAUGCUAAUGGGUAUGAUAAGGAGCCAAUCGAAAUCGACUCUACUCCUCCAUUCAGAAGGAUUGAGAUGAUUGGAGAGUUAGAGAAGGUGGCUAACCUCAACAUACCAAAAGACUUGGCUAGCGAAGAAGCUAACAAGUAUCUGGUUGAUGCAUGUGCGAGGGUUGGUGUCAUAAGCCCUCCUCCUUUUACAACAGCUCGUCUUUUAGAUAAACUUGUUGGAGAAUUUCUGGAAGAGACUUGUGUGAACCCAACUUUCAUCAUCAAUCAUCCAGUGAUCAUGAGUCCAUUGGCGAAAGAGCAUAGAUCGAAUAGUGCUUUGACUGAAAGAUUCGAGCUCUUCAUCAACAAACAUGAAUUAUGCAAUGCCUACACCGAGUUGAACAAUCCGGUGGUUCAGAGACAACGUUUUGCGGAUCAGCUCAAAGAUCGACAAUCUGAGGACGAUGAAGCAAUGGUUAUAGACGAGAUCUUUUGUACCGCUCUAAAAUAUGGAUUGCCUCCCACAGCUGGUUGGGGGUUUGGAAUAGACAAACUUUCUAUGCUCUUGACCGACUCACUCAACAUCAAGGAGGUUAUUGCAUUCCCGCUGAUGAAGCCACAAGAAAAGCCAGCCUCCGCUUAA
This is a messenger RNA of Arabis nemorensis, 1158 nucleotides long. The record is from the annotation of a GenBank genome assembly. Lineage: Eukaryota; Viridiplantae; Streptophyta; Magnoliopsida; Brassicales; Brassicaceae.